UCACUGACUGCCCAGACAAUGAAACCUAUGGAUCGAAUCAUCGACGUUAAUGGAGUUCCUGUCAAGGACAAAGAUCUUUGCAAGAAAUUAGUGCUCAACAAUUUAGUGAUAAAUGGAGAAGCAAAUAUGAUCGUUGAGCGUCCUGUUGAAACUGCCGCCGUAGCUGUAAUGGCGAAAUCGAUGGCUAUGUCACAAAUGCAGCCACCAUCACUAGCUUUGCCUGACGAUGUGAAAUCUAUCUUACGUCGCUACAACGAGAAGUUAAAGCAGGGUCAAGGGAAGAUAGAACCUUUCCGCGCUCUCGUUGAUCCGAAUAAUCCAAAUCAAGUGAUACAACACCCAAAACGCGAGGCUCAUCUUGAUCCGACUGUUUCCCACAUCUCCGUGAUAAUUCCGACUGAUGACGAAAGUAGACUCAAUGAACUUGUGGUGAGCAAGAAUUUUAGUUCAUUCUGCUCAAAACUCAUCAUGUAUCCAUAA
Cylicostephanus goldi is the source of this 480-nucleotide messenger RNA. The record is from the annotation of a GenBank genome assembly. Lineage: Eukaryota; Metazoa; Nematoda; Chromadorea; Rhabditida; Strongylidae.